UGUUAUUUAUGGAGCAUUUUUAUUUUGUGUGAUUUAGUGAGUGACGCUUUCUCGUUAAAUUAAAUAAUCGCGUUUCAAUUUACUAUCAAGUUUAUGUUAAAAUAUUGUGUGGAGUUCGCUGAGGUUUUAAAUAAAAAGGAAGGAUCUAUUCGUAAACAAUGAGUAAUAUUGUAACGCGGAAAGGGCCCAUAGGGGACGAUAGUAAGAAGCACACAGAUAUUCCUGUAAAAGAUAUGAAAAAGAAAAUGGCUGUUAAUGCUGAAAAAGAAAAACUGGCAGCUGAAAAAAGCGCUGAAAAGAAUACGAAAGCCGCAGAGAAAUCUAGCCAAAGUGACAAAGAGAAAGGUAGCAAAAAGGAUAAAAGCGUAGAUAAAAUAGUAGACAAAGCAGACGCAAAAGAUAAAUCUACAGAUAAAAUUGUAGAGAAGAAAGAAAAACCUACAGAGAAAGCUGUAGACAAAAAGGAUAAACCUACUGAGAAAAGUACCGAGAAAGUUGCAGAAAAGAAGGUGGAUAAAGUAGAAAAGAAAGAUGAAUCAGUAGAAAAAACUGAAAAGAAGGAUAAGCCCGUUGAGAGGAAAGAAGCCCCGGUGGCUCAGGUUGAGAAAACGAAAGAAGACGCUAAAGAAAAUGGAAAGGCGGACACUCCAGACAAGAAGAAGGAUUCCAAGGCUAAACAGAACGGUGCACGAGUUAACGGGGAGCCGGUUGAUGGUGUUAGUUCGGAGGAAGAAGAUGACCAGAUGUUCCCAGAACUUGCAUACGAGGACUCUGAUAUAGAGUGCUUCGAACCUCCGACUCCUGAGGGACCCAGUCGAAGUUAUACCCGCAGAUCACAGGUGAAAACGAGUCGUACGCCUGAAACGCCGCGCCCCGCUUCCGAGAAACAAGGGGACAAGGAUUACGUGCCUGAAGACUCAAAGGAGACGAAACUGCUAAAACUCAAAGAUGACGUAUCUGAUCGUAAACUGCGUUCGUCGGAUUCUCCGAGGAGACAAGACAAAGCAGAGAAGGCAGAACCUAAACAUGACAAAAAUGAGAGUUUGUGCGACAAGGACGACAUUAAUGACAGUAAGAUUGAUGAAAAAAUUGAAAUCUCUAUCGAGGUGGAAAGUGAGGAGGGCACGCGCAAGCCGGACACGAAUUACUCCAAGUCGCGCGUCAAGGUGUCGCCCUAUCGUCGAAGCAUGCGUCUCACCGCUCCCGCUGACCUCACGCAGACUUCGCUGCUCGCCAAUUAUACUGGUAACAACACAACGAUGGAAAUGGACAUAACAGAGCCGUCUCUAAUGAUCGAGGAGGCCUCGACAUCAGAGAGUCCGUACUUGAGUGGUCUACGCAACAUUCGCGGGAGGAGGUCAUACAAACCACUCAAAGAGAUGACUCUGAGGAACAUCGGUGUUAAUACUAGCAUCCGGUCUACUAGUAGUGCUUCAGUUUCAGAAACUCGUCCCACAGGUACUGUGGUAGGUCGUAAGAGGAAGCCGGAUGCGGAAGAAGCGCAAGAGGCCCACGAGGCAAGGGGCAAACGUGCCAGACUUCUGGAACGUUUGGGAGGGUUCACUAGGCCUUUCCGCUUUACGACGUCCGCUUCAGAAAGGCUUUGCGUUGAGAGUACCGCUGAGAUUGUUGGUAUAAACACGGAUCUGCCACUGUCAGCGCCGGUGAUAGCGGCCGAGACUUUCGAUCCUGAGUCCCUCAAACACUCCACUUCGCUCCCAGCUGCGCCUGCGCCUACACAAGCGCACAGGGACAAACGAUGUGCUAUUAUGUAACAACUAUCGCCUGCGCAGGUUAAAAGGAGAUUGUUUAAUGAUUAAUGAUAAAAAAAUUGCCUUUAAUAUUAGAAUAAUAUGGACUUCGGUAAAUCGGUUAUAAAUCGAAUUGAUUACAUUUUGACGGGUUUGAUUCUCGAAAUAUAUUUUCAAUAUUUUUUAUAUGUCUAACGUGUCCCAUGUCCUACAUAUGAAAGCUUUGUAUUAAUUAUCUUAUGUCCGGGUUGUAUCCAAAAUGCGUGAUAUAUACACCGCAGUUUGCAUGAUGGAAUGGACUUUUAAACGAAAAAUUUCGGUUCACAAACUAGCGACUACAUUAGUUUAUCCAUACAUUCUAAACCUUACGUUAAAUUCGAUAUAGAAACCCGGACAUUGUAUUUAGUAAUGAUUUCGAUUAUGCCAUUAAAUCCGUUGAAAUUGUUUGAAUUUAAAAAAUGCAGUUUGUGUGUUUCAAAAAUUGUUUGUCGUGUGCCGUCUUUAUGUAAAUAAUAAAUAGCAGUCACAUGUAUGUCGAACUAAUUUGUUUCUGUAAAAUAUUGAUUUGUCAUAUCUCAAAUUAUUUCCCAUUAUAACCCUUUCAGUGUCAUACAAGUUUUACCAAUUUAUAUGAACAAGUGGAAUAUUCACAAUUCCCGUUACAAUAAAAAAAACAACAUUCUCUUCAGGAGAUUUCAUAUUAUUAUAAUAAAAAAACCAGAAAUUGAAUAUUUAAUAUCAAAUCGAGCGCUAUCGCAACGCUGGCAUUUAUCAAAACUAGCGAAAGCAGUGCGUCUGCGCUCCAUGGCACUAAAAGGGAUAAUCCCACGUGUCAUUUAUUAUACAUUUGGCUGCUACAAAGUUUAGUCUUUUGGUAUGUGAAAAGUUUAUGACCUGCGCUUUAUAUAUUUUAUUAUCAAUACAAUAUUUGGAAAAUAACAAUCACAAAGAUUGUACUUAGAAAAGGAUAAAUAUUUUCGGGUGGAUGUAAUAACAUUAUCCGUUCCUUGUCCAAGCGCAUACUUGUGUCACAAUCUUGUCUCAAUUUUAUUAUGUUCAGCACACGCACCGCAAACCCGAAUUAUUGUAAUUUUCUUCAUCAAUUUUUGUAUAGACAGGUCUUUGUUACCACUAUGGUACGAAGUUUUAGAUUUCGACGUACUACGUAAGUUUUAUUGAUCGACCAUUGUUUGAGAAUCAAUUUUAGUUAUAAUUAAAAUUGAUUCCCGACUCACUAUAGGAUAAGGUUCAGAACUAUUUGUUGCCGCCGUUUCACGGAAAAACACGAUAGUUAAUAUAGAAGCGGCAACAUUUAAUUUUCAACGUAUUUUAGAAAAACCCAAAGCUGAUAGUAAUCAUGUACAAAAUAUCUAAUGUGCAUUUUAUAUAAAUAAAAAUUAAUAUAGAUUUUUUUUCUUAUUUUUACUAACGUAGAUUAGUUUUCUUAGGAAAUAUUUCAUUUACGUCAUUGGAGAUUUUCCAUACUCAAUAAGCGAGCUUCCAUUGUCUGAUCAAGCUAAAUUGAGGUUCAUGAAAUAUCAUCAAGAUAGGUUAGGUUUGCCAUAUACAUGACAAUAGAACCACCGCAAAAGCCUCCACCGAAUUAGAUUUUUUGCCAUAUUUAAAGAAAACACUUUUUCAACGGAUGAAGUUAUGUAUUAUUAUAAACUUAUAAUUAUUUUAGAUAAUUUUAA
Pieris brassicae (large cabbage white) is the source of this 3445-nucleotide messenger RNA. RefSeq names its product protein starmaker-like. NCBI's taxonomy places the organism in Eukaryota, Metazoa, Arthropoda, Insecta, Lepidoptera, Pieridae. The transcript is spliced from 11 exons. The coding region runs from base 159 to 1775 and encodes 538 amino acids. The record is from RefSeq and is a predicted model, not a curated record.